Molecule: messenger RNA, 1361 nt
Organism: Galeopterus variegatus (Sunda flying lemur)
Lineage: Eukaryota; Metazoa; Chordata; Mammalia; Dermoptera; Cynocephalidae
Gene: PHB2
Product: prohibitin 2
Exons: 10
Coding region: 149-1048 (299 amino acids)
Biological process (GO): mitochondrion organization
Cellular component (GO): membrane; mitochondrion
Source: RefSeq, a predicted model, not a curated record
UAGAAGGGAGCGCACUUCCGGUGCCCUUUCUCCCGCGAGCUGCACGGCCGAACCCUCGUGUGAAGAGUGAGAUCCCUAAACUGGAGUGGUGUAGAGGCGGGCCGGCACCCCGUCCUGCCCUCUGGUGCGGCCGGUCUCAGGAUCAGCCAUGGCCCAGAACUUGAAGGACUUAGCGGGACGGCUGCCCGCCGGGCCCCGGGGCAUGGGCACGGCGCUGAAACUGCUCCUGGGGGCGGGCGCCGUGGCCUACGGCGUCCGCGAAUCCGUGUUCACCGUGGAAGGCGGGCACAGAGCCAUCUUCUUUAAUCGGAUCGGUGGCGUGCAGCAGGACACCAUCCUGGCCGAGGGCCUUCACUUCAGGAUCCCCUGGUUCCAGUACCCCAUUAUCUAUGACAUUCGGGCCAGACCCCGAAAAAUCUCCUCCCCCACAGGCUCCAAAGACCUGCAGAUGGUGAACAUCUCCCUGCGAGUGCUGUCUCGACCCAAUGCCCAGGAGCUUCCCAGCAUGUACCAGCGCCUAGGGCUAGACUACGAGGAGCGAGUGUUGCCGUCCAUUGUCAACGAAGUGCUCAAGAGUGUGGUGGCCAAGUUCAAUGCCUCACAGCUGAUCACCCAGCGUGCCCAGGUAUCCCUGUUGAUCCGACGGGAGCUGACAGAGAGGGCCAAGGACUUCAGCCUUAUCCUGGACGAUGUAGCCAUCACCGAGCUAAGCUUUAGCCGAGAGUACACAGCUGCUGUAGAAGCCAAGCAAGUGGCCCAGCAGGAGGCCCAGCGGGCCCAGUUCUUGGUGGAAAAAGCAAAGCAAGAACAGCGGCAGAAGAUCGUGCAGGCCGAGGGAGAGGCUGAGGCCGCCAAAAUGCUUGGAGAAGCACUGAGCAAGAACCCUGGCUACAUCAAACUUCGUAAGAUCCGGGCAGCCCAGAACAUCUCCAAGACGAUUGCCACAUCACAGAAUCGUAUCUUUCUCACUGCUGACAACCUUGUGCUGAACCUACAGGAUGAAAGUUUCACCCGAGGAAGUGACAGCCUCAUCAAGGGUAAGAAAUGAGCCUGGCAACCAGAACUCCACCCCCAGAGAAGAUGUGGAUCUGUUUCUUCUCCACUUUUUGAGGAGCCAGCUAGGGUCCACCAUACCCCCAUCCCACCCCCAGUAUCAUAUGAUGAUCCCCUCUGUACCCAUCCUCCACCCCCUGGAUUAAGGAAGACUGAAGACCAGACCUUUUUCAGGGGAAUGACUUUCCUCCUCCUGUAGUGGCAAGGGGUGUUUUCUCAGUGAUUUCCUACAGUGUCGUUCCCUCCCGCAAGGUUGGGGGGGAUAACCACCAUCCCAGAAAUUAAUAAAUUUUUAUUACUAAGCUGAA